This is a messenger RNA of Cydia pomonella (codling moth), 35579 nucleotides long. Its product is annotated as microtubule-associated protein futsch-like. The record is from RefSeq and is a predicted model, not a curated record. Gene Ontology annotation, biological process: microtubule cytoskeleton organization; axonogenesis; regulation of microtubule depolymerization. The coding region runs from base 21 to 28247 and encodes 9408 amino acids. Lineage: Eukaryota; Metazoa; Arthropoda; Insecta; Lepidoptera; Tortricidae. The transcript is spliced from 9 exons. Gene Ontology annotation, cellular component: microtubule associated complex; microtubule; cytosol. Gene Ontology annotation, molecular function: microtubule binding; actin binding.
AUACGGUCGAUUUUGGUUCAAUGCGCGCGCACGACGGUCCGCGAGUUUCACAAAUAUCAUUCCGGUCGGAGUGGUCGAGCGGCCCGGUCGUCCGCUUGGCCGGUAUGGAGCACGACGAGGAGCGCUCCCUGUCGCUGGGCACCGAGGUGUCGGCCUCGGUCCCGCCGCCGAGCCCCCUGACUGGGUGCUACCUACUCGCGGUUAUCGGAGAACCUCACACACACGAGCAUAAGGAGAUUAUACUGCAGAGGCUUGUCAAAGGGCUACUAUCAUGGGAUUCAAACGAGCACCAGGUGGACCUGGAGGCCGAGCUGGCCACCCUCACGGCGCAGGCACCCGAGGGGGAGGAGGCCAGAUAUGGAGAACGACUAAUCCAAUUCGCGUCCGAGAACCUCGUGACGGAGAUCCUCAUCCACCCACAGAUGAACACGCUGAUGCAGUGCAUGAGGAACCUUCUCAGCAGCUUCACCAGGCAUCGGCACCUGGUGCACGCCGGCUACACCGCCGCGGGGAACGGCUCCUGGAUCAUGCAGGACGGCACAUUCUCCCUCGCAGACUUCACAGACGCCUACCAAGAGAACGAGGUCCAACGCGUCAUCAGGGCCUACGAAAACUCGAUCUCCAUCGACAUACACUGCUCUACCAGCGGUGGUGGGGAGUGGAGCAAACUCCCAGAUAUGCCAUUCGUGAAACAUUGCAAGAUUAGGGUCAACCCUACGGAUAUACUCGAUUCUGGCUCGCAAGCCAUUAAUGACUUUGUCGCAUACCUGGAGCCCUACAUCACCCCAGCGAGUCUGGAGCGCCUGCUGGAGGCCUCCGACGUGGUGGGCAACAUCCGCUUCAGCCAUCCUACUCUAUACGUGUUCCCUGGCGGACAGGGAGACGCCGCGCUCUUCGGGAUUAACGGCUUCAACAUGCUUGUUGAUGGCGGCUUCUCCCGCAAAGCUUGCUGGUGGGACUUCGCUCGCCACCUGGACCGCCUGGACGCCGUGUUGCUGACCAGGCUGAACAACUGUUCCGCUGCGGGUAUGGCGGCUGUGCUACGCAGGAAGGCACAGGCGUCUGUUUACCCGCAGAUUGGACAUUUCUUCUGUAACCUGGAAGAGCGACGAGCCCUCGCAAGCCCCGACGGGGACAAAGACGCGGACCCCCUCCUCGUGUCCCUCCUACAGGAGGGUUCCGACAUGAUGGCGGACCUCCGACACCUCAACCUGAAGCCUCAGCAGUGCUACCGUAGCCCUGAGCCUAUUAACUUAUACCACAAAGUUGGACACGGUACACUCGACAUGUACGUCCUGAAUCCGUCCAAGGACUCCAAGCACGUGCGGGACUUCCUCAAGAAAUGGCACAACAGUGAACAAAAGCUCUUUGAGGGAGCCAGCGUCUCCAGCGCCUUCAACUUCCCCAUCCCCAAUCUCGUCUCCAUCUGCGCUCUCCUCGUAUGGCGACCAGCCAACCCUGACGACACCAUCACCCGAAUAAUGUUCCCAGGCUCAACCCCACAGCAUAAAAUCUUCGAAGGCCUAGAAAAACUCAAACAUCUUGAGUUCCUACAGCACCCGACAUGCACGGGCCGACAAAUUGCACCUCCGGCCCCACAACCUACAACUACGACAAGAGUCAAAAGUACCAGGACGACUAUAAGCAAAGAAAAAAUAGAUAAAACGAAAGACGAUAAAAUUGCAGAACCCGAACCUCCCCCAAAAGUUAAAGAUGAGAAAAACAUCAUAGAUAAUAAGUUACUCAGCGAACUGACUGACGGCGAGGAAAAGAAAAUUGAAUCUGUGCUGCAAGAGGCCAUCACAGGCAGGGUAGAGACCAAAUUAGAUGAUAAAAUUGCUCAGUACGAGAGCACUGUGAUAGAUAGUAAAAAGAAAGAAGCAAAGAAAAAAGAAAAAGUAGCGGAAAAGAAGAAACGAAUCGAUAAGACUGAAGAAAAAGAGGUAAAGGAAGUUAAAACGGAAUCAAAACAGGAAGUGAAAAAGACGGAACGUAAGAAAUUAGAGGUACGAAAAAGUGAAACGACUAGUGCGACUACUAGGACAAAAAUUAGUCACCGAACUGCGGUACAGAAAACCGAAAAGAAAACAAGUACUAGUUUAUUAGAAAAAAAGCCAGGUGAUGAUAAGAAAUCGCCGCCGGCCACUCCGAAAAAGACAGCAGAAGUUAAAUCGACCAUCUCCGGCAUUCAACCAACUGUAAAAGAUAGAGUUAAAGCUAAGACAAGAAAACUGAGCCCCGGAAGUACUCCAGCUAAAAGCACUAAAGAAGCCGCGAACCGCAGGGUCAUGGAAUCAAAAUACAAACUGCCAUCUCCCAAACGGGAUACCACUCAGAAGACUGUAGAUAAACCUAAGGUAAAACGUGAACCUAUUUCACGAAGACCACGACCUCUAGCUUCACCAGUGAAAGGAAUGAAAGCUAUGAAAAGUCCCACGAAAUCUAUGAAAUCAGUGAAAGUGGACUCGAAACUAAAAGGACUCCAAAGAGUUAAUUACGAAGACAUUCUAAAAGACGCCAAAAAAUCAGACGAGGACACGUCUAAGUCACUUGACGAUAUUAAACUACAAGAAUUAGAUGAUAGGGAGGAGCAAGAGAUUGUAAGAGAGAUUGAAGCCGUAUUUAAUAGAGACAGUGAGGCUGAAGAAAAAGUGGAAUUCGUGGGACGUUCUGAUAUUGAAAAACUAAUAAUAGAUGACACAAAAAUUGAAACAGCAGCUGAUGCAGAAUUUGAAGAGGAAUACUUAAUUAUUGAAAAAGAAGAAGUUGAACAAUACACUGAAGAUUCUAUCGCAGAUCACGAGGCCAGUCAAGAACGUGAGGAUGAAUUACAAAAGCACAUUAAAGAUAAGGAAGAAUCAGAAAAGAAGAAGGAUGAUUUCAAAGAGGAGCACGUUAGUGAAAAACCAACAAUAGAGUUGAAAACAGAUAUUAAACAAGAAUCAAAAGAACACUCUAUCAGUGUUGAAGAAAAGCAGGACCACAGUAGUGAAAAGAAAACUUCAGAUAGCAAAAACGGUGCUGUCAAACCUAAAGAUUCAUUAGAACUUAAUGUAAUGCAGGAAUCACAACCCGAUGAAAAAAUAUCGACUACUAUCGAAUCUGGGGCGACCACAGCGCCAACAUUACCAGAAGAUGAGAGGAUAACUCUUGAUGAAAUCAAGGAAGAUCAGCAAGUAGAAGAAAAACAUGUCAAAGAAGAAACAAAGGAAGUAGUUCCCCCACAAACGCUUAUAGACAUUAAAGCAAAGAGUCCAAAAUUAGAAACAAUACCAGCGCCAUUAAGAGAAAUAGUUAAAACACCCGAUGAAGUCGCAGACUUGCCUUUACAUGAAGAAGUAGAUUACAGAACAUAUGAAGAAAAGAAAACCCCGGUUGAAGAAGAUAUAUUUAAACGGAAACCAAAUGUUGGUUUUAUUCAUGAAAUUAAAGUACCUAAAGACCUGCCUAUUAAAGAAAUGAAAGCUGCAACGUCCUUCACAGGAAGUCAACAUGAUGUGGUUUUAAAAACUGUGGAGCGUCCGUCGCAUGCUGAGCUGGUGAUGGUUACUCCGGGAUCAGCACCAGAAUCACCAAUGUACCCAGAACCGAGUAAAGUCCUCGCUGUGAAAGAACUAGAACCAGUCAAAGAGUAUGAUGAUACAGACUUCAACUAUGGACAAUACACAGAACAAUUAAGAGAGACUCAUAUUACUACUGUAGACUCUCCCAUCAAAGAUGAAAUAGUUAUUGUUGAAGAGAUUAUUGCAGAUAAAAUACCCUCAAUACCUGAAGAUGUCGAAAAAGAAAUUGAAGAGGCACGUAAGUUAGAAGGCAUAGAUAGGCCUCCUUUAAGCCCUAAAGACGUAGAAAAAAUUGUUGCGGAUGUCGCUGAAGUAUUAAAAUCUGAUAAGAGUUUAGAAGAAAUCAUGGCUGAAAAGUCCCCAGUUAUGCUUCAGAAGUCUCCUGAACACUUGUUUAAAGCGGAUACGAUAGCAAGUGCUAUUGAAGCAACGAAGCAGUUAAUCUCAAGUGAGACAGCUCUAAAAGAAGAAAAACACAAAGAUACUAAACAAGAGACUGCUGAUAUGGUCAAAGAGAUUUCUCCUGCAAGAUCAAUUGCAUCUGAAGAUUUAAGUGAAGUUUCAGACAAAACUGUACUUAGUGAGGGCAAGCGAACUAAACGUGAAAUCAAAGAAGACAUGCAUGACCAAAAGAAAGUAAAGGAUGAUUUAACUAAAGUAAUUAAGGAAACAGUACAAGAGUUAGUUGAAACAGAUGAACAAAAAGACGACAGUCAACAUUUUAUAGAAGAAAAAUCAGAGAAAAGACUUAGCGUUUCUUUGGAAACAGCAAAAACGCUAGAAAAAUUAGAAGAGAGAAUGGCUGACCUUAAGAAAAAGGAAGAAGCAAUAUCUCAAAAAAUACUAUUUGACAAGAAACGAACAAGUAUUGAUUACCUAGAAAAAGACACGCUUGAAGAGAGUGUAACAUCCAAAAAGACUGUCAAUGAGGUCGCGACGAAAUUAGAUGAAGCAGUACAUUCUUCAGAUGUAGUAGACUUUGUCACAAGCCAAGAGACUAAAAAGUUGCAUGAUGAAAUAUUAUCAACAGAAAAAGACAUAUCUAGUGAAGUUAAGGAACAAAUGACAACAGUUACUAAAGAUCACGAGGUUCUUAAAAAUGGUAUGUCUUCAACUGAUUACCACGAAAUUCAGCAGACGUUGGAUGGAACUGAAAAGAGCCUUAAAUUACAAAAAGAUAUGCAAGAGAUAGAAGAAAAGGUAUUAGACAAAAAGUCAACUCAAAUGGAUAGCAAACAAGUCCAUGAAUCUGAUGUUGAAGAAACCGUCACCAUCGAUAAAAACAUCCUCAAAUCUGAUGAUCUUCUCAGCAAGGUUCACUCGAAAGAACCCAGUCCAGAGAAGAUUGAUCAGAGUAUAGUCGAAGAUAAGAUAAAAGCAGACCAUUUUGCUAAAGUAGGUAGCACUUAUAAAGAUUUGACUGUCACAGACAAAACAAAGACUGCUCAAGUAUAUGAAGAUUUGACCGUGACUACGGCUGAUGUGCAUGAAAGUCACAAUGUUGAUAUCCAAAAUGGACAUAGAGAAGAAAAAGAAAGCCCUGAAAAAGAAUAUAGCCUACUUUCGUUGAAAGAAAGUAAACUUUCUCUUGACAAGGAAAAAGACGAUACUGAAGAAUCUCACGAAGAUAGAAAAUCAAGUAUCAUUGAAACAGCUACUAAAGUAGUAAGUGAUAUAUCCAGUCAAAUAUUCAAAAAAACUGACAAGGUAUUAGAAAAGCACCUCCUGAAAGAGGCUGAAACUUCUGACAAACUUGAUGAAAAGCAAGUAGGUAUAGAAAAGGAAAUUCAGCCAGAGGUGUCGAUCGAUGGUGAAAAAGUUCAAAGCAUAUCGAAACUAUACAGUGUAACAGAAAAAGGCAUAGAUGAUAAAAUACACGUAAAGCAUACAACCGACUUUGCUAAAUCUAUUGAAACAAGUAUAAGUAAAGAAACUAUCGACGUAACUUCGAAGGGCUUGAGAAUUGAUAAGGACUCAGGAAUUUUGGAUGGCAUUGAUAAAUUACAUGAAAAACUGAGUCCAGAAAAAGAGGAGAAAGACGAAGACGUGACAUCCGACGAGCUUACAGAAACAACGCCACUUUCAGAUAAACCUGAGAAGGACCUUAGUCCGCAAAAACAGCAGACUGAAAUCAUCGACAGCCUAGAAACAGAAUUAAAUUUAGCAGAUAAACAGUCUUCAUUGGAUGAGGCACCUAGUCCGACAUUAUCACAAAAGGCGCCUUCUGAAAGGGCGCCAAGUUUAAUUCCUUCGGAGAAAGCACCUAGCCCCGUACCAUCUGAGAAAGCCACAAGUUUAGAACCUUCUCAAAAAGCACCAAGCCCAGUACCAUCUGAGACGGCCAUAUCUGAGAAAGCACCAAGUCCAGUAGCAUCUGAAAAAGCCCCAUUUCACAAAGCAUCUAGCCCUAUACUAUCUGAGAAGGCCCCAUUUGACAAGGCAAUUAGCCCUACAUUUUCGGAGAAAAUACCGUCAGAACGGGCACCUAGCCUCGUUCCUUCAGAAAAAGCAGUAAGCCCACUUCUUUUUGACAAAAUGCCUAUCCCUACAUUAUCAGAGAAGACUCUGUCAGAAAAAUCAUUAAGCCCUACACCAUCAGACAGGGUCCCUUCGGAAAAGUCACCUAGCCGAACGGUAUUAGAUAAAGCACCUUCGGAAAAAACCCCUUCAGAUGAGGCAGUAUUAAGCUCAGUACCAUCUGAAAAGGCUCCAUGGGAGAAAGCUUCUAGCCCAGUACCAUCUCAAAAGGCCCCAUCAGAGAAAGCUCCCAGCUUAAUACCGUCAGAAAAGGCCCCGUCUGAGAAAGGCUCCAGCCCAGUACUGUCUGAAAAGGCCCCAACGGAGAAGGCUCCCAGCCCAGUGCCGUCUGAAAAGGCCCCAACGGAGAAGGCUCCCAGCACAGUACCGUCUGAAAAAGCCCCAUUGGAGAAGGCUCCCAGUCCAGUGCUGUCUGAAAAAGCCCCUACAGAGAAGGCUACCAGCCCAGUACUGUCUGAAAAAGCCCCAUCGGAGAAGAUUCCCAGCCCAGUACCGUCUGAUAAAGCCCUUUCGGAGAAGGCUCCCAGCCCAAUGCCGUCUGAAAAGGCCCCAUCGGAGCCGGCACUCAGCCCAGUACCAUCUGAAAAGGCCCCUUCGGAGAAGGCCCCCAGCCCAGUACCGUCUGAAAAGGCCCCUUCGGAGAAGGCUCCCAGCGCAGUGCCGCCUGAAAAGGCCCCAUCGGAGCAGGCAACCAGUUCAGUACCAUCUGAAGAGGCCCCAUCGAAAAAGGCUCCAAGCCCAGUGCUGUCUGAAAAAGCCCCUUCGGAGAAGGCACUCAGCCCAGUGCCGUCUGAAAAGGCUGCCAGCCCAGUACCGUCUGAAAAGGCCCCAUCGGAGAAGGCCACCAGCCCAGUACCGUCUGAAAUGGCUGCCAGCCCAGUACCAUCUGAAAAGGCUCCGUCGGAGAAGGCGCCCAGCCCAGUGCCAUCUGAAAAGGCCCCAUCGGACCAGGCAACCAACCCAGUACCAUCUGAAAAGGCCCAAUUGGAGAAUGCCCCAAGCCCAGUACCGUCCGAAAAAGCCCCAUCAGAGAUGGCUCCAAGCCCAGUGCCGUCUGAAAAGGCCCCAUCGGAAAAGGCUCCCAGCCCAGUACCAUCUGAAAAGGCUCCAUUGGAGAAGGCACUCAGCCCAGUACCAUCUGACAAGGCCUCAUCGGAGAAGGCCCCUAGCCCAGUACCGUCUGAAAAGGCCCCUUCGGAGAAGGCUCCCAGCCCAGUGCCACCUGAAAAGGCCCCAUCGGAGCAGGCAACCAGCCCAGUACCAUAUGAAAAGGCCCCAUCGAAGAAGGGCCCAAGCCCAGUACCAUCCGAAAAGACGCCGUCGGAGAAGGCACCCAGCCCAGUACCGUCUGAAAAGGCCCCAUCGGAGAUGGUUCCCAGCCCAGUACCGUCUGAAAAAGCCCCAUUGGAGCAGGCACCUAGCCAAAUACCAUCUGAAAAAGCUCCAUCAGAGAAGGCUCCCAGCCCAGUACACUAUGAAAAAGCCCCUUCGGAGAAGGCACCCAGCCCAGUACCGUCUGAAAAGGCUGCCAGCCCAGUACCGUCUGAAAAGGCCCCAUCGGAGAAGGCGCCCAGCCCAGUACCACCUGAAAAGUCCUCAUCGGAGAAGGCCCCCAGCCCAGUACCGUCUGAAAAAGCCCCAUCAGAGAAGGCUCCAAGCUCAGUGCUGUCUGAAAAAGCCCCAUCGGAGAAGGCUCCCAGCCCAGUACCGUCUGAAAAGGCCCCAUCGGACCAGGCAACCAGCCCAGUACCAUCUGAAAAGGCCCCAUCGGAGAAGGCCCCAAGCCCGGUACCGUCCGAAAAGGCCCCACCAGAGAAGGCACCCAGCCCAGUACCGUCUGAAAAGCCUGCCAGCCCAGUACCGUCUGAAAAGGCCCCAUCGGAGAAGUCGCCCAGCCCAGUACCAUCUGAAAAGUCCUCAUCGGAGAAGGCCCCCAGCCCAGUACCGUCUGAAAAAGCCCCAUCAGAGAAGGCUCCAAGCUCAGUGCUGUCUGAAAAAGCCCCAUCGGAGAAGGCUCCCAGCCCAGUACCGUCUGAAAAGGCCCCAUCGGACCAGGCAACCAGCCCAGUACCAUCUGAAAAGGCCCCUUCAGAAAAGGCCCCCAGCCCAGUGCCGUCUGAAAAGGCUCCAUCGGAGAAGGCACCCAGCCCAGUACCAUCUGAAAAGGCUGCCAGACCAGUACUGCCUGAAAAGGCUGCCAGCCCAGUACCGUCUGAAAAGGCCCCGUCGGAGAAGGAGCCCAGCCCAGUGCUAUCUGAAAAGGCCCCAUUGGACAAGGCAACUAGCCCAGUACCAUCUGAAAAGGCCCCAUCGGAGAAGGCCCCAAGCCCUGUACCGUCCGAAAAGGCCCCAUCGGAGAAGGCUCCCAGCCCAGUACCGUCUGAAAAAGCCCCAUCGGAGCAGGCACCUAGCCCAAUACCAUCUGUAAAGGCUCCAUCAGAGAAGGCUCCCAGCCCAGUACACUAUGAAAAAGCCCCUUCGGAGAAGGCACCCAGCCCAGUACCGUCUGAAAAGGCUGCUAGCCCAGUGCCGUCUGAAAAGGCCCCAUCGGAGAAGGCGCCCAGCCCAGUACCAUCUGAAAAGGCUGCCAGACCAGUACUGGCUGAAAAGGCUGCCAGCCCAGUACCGUCUGAAAAGGCUGCCAGACCAGUACUGGCUGAAAAGGCUGCCAGCCCAGUACCGUCUGAAAAGUCCCCAUCAGAAAAGGCCCCCAGCCAAGUGCCGUCUGAAAAGGCUCCAUCGGAGAAGGCACCCAGCCCAGUACCAUCUGAAAAGGCUGCCAGACCAGUACUGGCUGAAAAGGCUGCCAGCCCAAUACCGUCUGAAUUGGCCCCGUCAGAGAAGGCGCCCAGCCCAGUGCUAUCUGAAAAGGCCCCAUUGGACAAGGCAACCAGUCCAGUACCAUCUGAAAAGGCCCCAUCGGAGAAGGCCCCAAGCCCAGUACCGUACGAAAAGACCCCAUCGGACAAGGCCCCAAGCCCAGUACCGUCCGAAAAGGCUCCAUCGGAGAAGGCCCCCAGCCCCUUGCCGUCUGAAAAGGCCCCAUCAGAGAAGGCUCCCAGCCCAGUACCAUCUGAAAAAGCCCCAUCAGAAAAGGCUCCCAGCCCAGUGCCGUCUGAAAAGCCACCAUCGGAGAAAGCACCCAGCCCAAUACCGUCUGAAAAGGCUGCCAGCCCAGUACCGUCUGAAAAGGCUGCUAGCCCAGUGCCGUCUGAAAAGGCCCCAUCGGAGAAGGCUCCAAGCCCAGUGCCGUCUGAAAAGCCUUCAUCGGAGAAGGCACCCAGCCCAAUACCGUCUGAAAAGGCUGCCAGCCCAGUACCGUCUGAAAAGGCCCCAUCGGAGAAGGCUCCCAGCCCAGUACCAUCUGAAAAAGCCCCAUCAGAAAAGGCUCCCAGCCCAGUGCCGUCUGAAAAGCCACCAUCGGAGAAAGCACCCAGCCCAAUACCGUCUGAAAAGGCUGCCAGCCCAGUACCGUCUGAAAAGGCCCCAUCGGAGAAGGCCCCCAGCCCAGUACCGUCUGAAAGAGCCCCAUCAGAAAAGGCUCCAAGCCCAGUGCCGUCUGAAAAGCCUUCAUCGGAGAAGGCACCCAGCCCAAUACCGUCUGAAAAGGCUGCCAGCCCAGUACCGUCUGAAAAGGCCCCAUCGGAGAAGGCCCCCAGCCCAGUACCGUCUGAAAGAGCCCCAUCAGAGGUGGCUCCCAGCCCAGUGCCGUCUGAAAAGGCCCUAUCGGAGAAGGCUCCCAGCCCAGUGCCGUCUGAAAAGGCCCCAUCGGAGCAGGCAUCAAGCCCAGUACCAUCUGAAAAGGCCCCAUUGGAGAAAGCUCCCAGCCCAGCGCUGUCUGAAAAGGAUCCGUCUGAGAAGGCCUCCAGCCCAGUACCGUCUGAAAAAGCUCCGUCGGAGAAGGUGCCCAGCCCAGUGCCAUCUGAAAGGGACCCAUCGGAUCAGGCAACCAGCCCAGUACCAUCUGAAAAGGCCCCAUCGGAGAAGGCCCCAAGCCCAGUACCGUCUGAAAAAGCCCCAUCAGAGAAGGCUCCCAGCCCAGUGCUGUCUGAAAAAGCCCCAUCGGAGAAGGCUCCCAGCCCAGUACCGUCUGAAAAAGCCCUAUCAGAGAAGGCUCCCAGCCCAGUGCCGUCUGAAAAGGCCCCAUCGGAGCAGGCAUCAAGCCCAGUACCAUCUGAAAAGGCCCCAUUGGAGAAAGCUCCCAGCCCAGUGCUGUCUGAAAAAGCCCUUUCCGAGAAGGCACCCAGUCCAGUGCCGUCUGAAAAGGCUGCCAGCCCAGUACCGUCUGAAAAGGCCCCGUCGGAGAAGACGCUCAGCCCAGUGCCGUCAGAAAAGGCCCCAUCGGAGACGGCUCCCAGCCCAGUACCGUCUGAAAAAGCCCUUUCGGAGAAGGCUGCCAGCCCAGAACCGUCUGAAAAAGCCCCAUCAGAGAAGGCUCCCAGCUCAGUCCCGUCUGAAAAGGCCCCAUCGGAGCAGGCAUCAAGCCCAGUACCAACUGAAAAGACCCCAUUGGAGAAAGCUCCCAUCCCAGCGCUGUCUGAAAAGGAUCCGACUGAGAAUGCCUCCAGCCCAGUACCGUCUGAAAAAGCCCCUUCGGAGAAGGCACCCAGCCCAGUACCGUCUGAAAAGGCUGCCAGCCCAUUACCGUCUGAAAAGGCUCCGUCGGAGAAGGUGCCCAGCCCAGUGCCAUCUGAAAGCGACCCAUCGAACCAGGCAACCAGCCCAGUACCAUCUGACAAGGCCCCAUCGGAGAAGGCCCCAAGCCCAGUACCGUCUGAAAAAGUCCCAUCAGAGAAGGCUCCCAGCCCAAUGCCGUCUGAAAAUGCCCCAUCGGAGAGGUCUCCAAGCCCAGUGCUGUCUGAAAAAGCCCCAUUGGAAAAGGCUCCCAGCCCAGUACUGUCUGAAAAAGCCCCAUCGGAGAAGGUUCCAAGCCCAUUGCUGUCUGAAAAAGCCCCAUCCGAGAAAACACACAGCCCAGUGCCUUCUGAAAAGGCUGCCAGCCCAGUACCGUCUGAAAAGGCCCCGUCCGAGAAGGCGCUCAGCCCAGUGCCGUCUGAAAAGGCCCCACCGGAGAAGGCUCCCAGCUCAAUGCCGUCUGAAAAGGCCCCAUCGGAACAGACAUCAAGCCCAGUACCAACUGAAAAGACCCCAUUGGAGAAAGCUCCCAGCCCAGCGCUGUCUGAAACGGCCCCAUCUGAGAUGGCCUCCAGCCCAGUACCGUCUGAAAAAGCCCCAUCAGAGAAGGCUCCCAGCCCAGUGCCGUCUGAAAAGGCCCCAUCGGAGAAGGCCCCCAGCCCAGUACCGUCUGAAAAAGCCGCAUCGGAGAGGGCUCCAAGCCCAGUGCUGUCUGAAAAAGCCCCAUCGGAAAAAGCUCCCAGCCCAGUACCGUCUGAAAAGGCCCUUUCGGGUAAGGCUUCCAGCCCAGUACUAUCUGAAAAAGCCCCAUCGGAGAAGGUUCCAAGCCCAGUGCCGUCUGAAAAGGCCCCAUCGGAGCAGGCAUCAAGCCCAGUACCAACUGAAAAGACCCCAUUGGAGAAAGUUCCCAGCCCAGAGCUGUAUGAAAAGGCCCCAUCUGAGAAGGCCUCCAGCCCAGUACCGUCUGAAAAAGCCCCAUCGGAGAGGGCUCCCAGCCCAGUACCGUCUGAAAAAGCCCCAUCAGAGAAGGCUCCCAGCCCAGUGCCGUCUGAAAAGGCUCCCAGCCCAGUACCGUCUGAAAAGGCCCCAUCGGAGAAGGCCCCCAGCCCAGUACCGUCUGAAAAAGCCGCAUCGGAGAAGGCUCCCAGCCCAGUUCCGUCUGAAAAAGCCCCAUCAGAGAAGGCUCCCAGCCCAGUGCCGUCUGAUAAGGCCCCAUCGGAGAAGGCCCCCAGCCCAGUACCGUCAGAAAAAGCCGCAUCGGAGAGGGCUCCCAGCCCAGUACCGUCUGAAAAAGCCCCAUCAGAGAAGGCUCCCAGCCCAGUGCCGUCUGAGAGGGCCCUAUCGGAGAAGGCUCCCAGCCCAGUGCCGUCCGAAAAGGCCCUUUCGGAGAAGGUUCCCAGCCCAGUACCGUCUGAAAAAACCCCAUCAGAGAAGGCUCCCUGCCCAGUGCCGUCUGAAAAGGCCCCAUCGGAGCAGGCAUCAAGCCCAGUACCAACUGAAAAGACCCCAUUGGAGAAAGCUCCCAGCCCAGCGCUAUCUGAAAAGGCCCCAUCUGAGAAAGCCUCCAGCCUAAUACCGUCUGAAAAAGCCCCAUCGGAGAGGGCUCCAAGCCCAGUGCUGUCUGAAGAAGCCCCAUCGGAGAAGGCUCCCAGCCCAGUACCGUCUGAAAAGGCCCCAUCGGAGAAGGCCCCCAGCCCAGUACCGUCUGAAAAAGCCCCAUGGGAGAGGGCGCCAAGCCCAGUGCUGUCUGAAAAAGCCCCAUCGGAGAAGGCUCCCAGCCCAGUACCGUCUGAAAAGUCCCUUUCGGGUAAGGCUUCCAGCCCAGUAUUGUCUGAAAAAGCCCCAUCGGAGAAGGUUCCAAGCCCAGUGCUGUCUGAAAAAGCCCUUUCCGAGAAGGCAUCCAGCCCAGUGCCGUCUGAAAAGGCUCCCAGCCCAGUACCGUCUGAAAAGGCCCCAUCGGAGAAGGCCCACAGCCCAGUACCGUCUGAAAAAGCCCCAUCGGAGAGGGCUCCAAGCCCAGCGAUGUCUGAAAAAGCCCCAUCGGAAAAGGCUCCCAGCCCAGUACCGUCUGAAAAGGCCCUUUCGGGUAAGGUUUCCAGCCCAGUAUUGUCUGAAAAAGCCCCAUCGGAGAAGGUUCCAAGCCCAGUGCUGUCUGAAAAAGCCCUUUCCGAGAAGGCACCAAGCCCAGUGCCGUCUGAAAAGGCUGCCAGCCCAGUACCGUCUGAAAAGGCCCCGUCGGAGAAGGCGCUCAGCCCAGUGCCGUCAGAAAAGGCCCCAUCGGAGACGGCUCCCAGCCCAGUACCGUCUGAAAAAGCACUUUCGGAGAAGGCUGCCAGCCCAGAACCCGCUGAAAAAGCCCCAUCAGAGAAGGCUCCCAGCUCAGUCCCGUCUGAAAAGGCCCCAUCGGAGCAGGCAUCAAGCCCAGUACCAACUGAAAAGACCCCAUUGGAGAAAGCUCCCAGCCCAGUGCUGUCUGAAAAAGCCCUUUCCGAGAAGGCACCCAGUCCAGUGCCCUCUGAAAAGGCUGCCAGCCCAGUACCGUCUGAAAAGGCCCCGUCGGAGAAGGCGCUCAGCCCAGUGCCGUCAGAAAAGGCCCCAUCGGAGACGGCUCCCAGCCCAGUACCGUCUGAAAAAGCCCUUUCGGAGAAGGCUGCCAGCCCAGAACCGUCUGAAAAAGCCCCAUCAGAGAAGGCUCCCAGCUCAGUCCCGUCUGAAAAGGCCCCAUCGGAGCAGGCAUCAAGCCCAGUACCAACUGAAAAGACCCCAUUGGAGAAAGCUCCCAGCCCAGUGCUGUCUGAAAAAGCCCUUUCCGAGAAGGCACCCAGUCCAGUGCCGUCUGAAAAGGCUGCCAGCCCAGUACCGUCUGAAAAGGCCCCGUCGGAGAAGGCGCUCAGCCCAGUGCCGUCAGAAAAGGCCCCAUCGGAGACGGCUCCCAGCCCAGUACCGUCUGAAAAAGCCCUUUCGGAGAAGGCUGCCAGCCCAGAACCGUCUGAAAAAGCCCCAUCAGAGAAGGCUCCCAGCUCAGUCCCGUCUGAAAAGGCCCCAUCGGAGCAGGCAUCAAGCCCAGUACCAACUGAAAAGACCCCAUUGGAGAAAGCUCCCAGCCCAACGCUGUCUGAAAAGGCCCCAUCUGAGAAGGCCUCCAGCCCAGUACCGUCUGAAAAAGCCCCAUCGGAGAGGGCUCCAAGCCCAGUGCUGUCUGAAACAGCCCCAUCGGAGCAGGCUCCCAGCCCAGUACCGUCUGAAAAGGCCGCAUCGGAGAAGGCCCCAAGCCCAGUACCGUCGGAAAAGGCCCCAUCGGAGCAUGCACCGAGCCCAGUACCAUCCGAAAAAGCCCCAUCAGAGACGGCUCCCAGCCCAGUGCCGUCUGAAAAGACCCCAUCGGAGCAGACAUCCAGCACAGUACCAUCCGAAAAGGCCCCGUUGGAAAAGGCCUCCAGCCCAGUACCGUCUGAAAAGGCCCCGUCGGAGAAGGCGCCCAGGACAGUGCCAUCUGAAAAGGCCCCAUCGGACCAGGCACCCAGCCCAGUACCAUCUGAAAAGGCCCCGUUGGAGAAGGCUACCAGCACAAUGCUGUCUGAAAAAACCCCUUCGGAGAAGGCUCUCAUCCUAGAGCCGUCCGAAAAGGCCCCGUCGGAGAAGGACCCAUUGGAGCAGGCACUCAGCCCAGUCCUGUCUGAAAAGGCCUCAUCGGAGAAGGCUCCCAGCCCAGAGCCCUCUGGAAAGGCCCCAUCGGAGAAAGCACCCAGCCCAGUACCGUCUGAAAAAGCCCCAUCAGAAAAGGCAUACAGUCCAGUACUAUCUGAAAAGGCCCCAUCGGAGAAAGCCCCCAGCCCAGUUACGUCCGAAAAGGCGCCGUCGGAGACGGCACCCAGCCCAGUACCGUCUGAAAAGGCCCCAUUGGAGAAGGCUCCCAGCCCAGUGCCGAUUGAAAUGGCCCCAUCGGAGCAGGCACCCAGCCCAGUACCGUCUGAAAAGGCCCCGGCGGAGAAGGGCCCAUCGGAGCAGGCACCCAGCCCAGUGCUAUCUGAAAAGGCCCCAUCGGAGAAGGCUCCCAGCCCAGAGCCAUCUGGAAAGGCCCCAUCGGAGAAAGCACCCAGUACAGUACCGUCUGAAAAGGCCCCGUUGGAGAAGACUCCCAGUCCAGUACCAUCGGAAACGGCUCCGUCGGAGAAGGCUUUCAGCCCAGUGCUGUCUGAAGAAGUCCCAUCGGAGAAGGCUCCCAGCCCAGUACCGUCUGAAAAGGCCGCAUCGGAAAAAGCACCCAGCCCAGUACCGGCCGAAAAGGCCCCGUCGGAGAAGGCAGCAAGCCCAGAACCGUCUGAAAAGGCUGCCAGCCUAGUACCGUCUGAAAAGGCCCCGUCGGAGAAGGCUACCACUCCAGUGCCGAUUGAAAUGGCCCCAUCGGAGCAGGCACCCAGCCCAGUACCGUCUGAAAAGGCCCCGGCGGAGAAGGGCCCAUCGGAGCAGGCACCCAGCCCAGUGCUAUCUGAAAAGGCCCCAUCGGAGAAGGCUCCCAGCCCAGAGCCAUCUGGAAAGGCCCCAUCGGAGAAAGCACCCAGUACAGUACCGUCUGAAAAGGCCCCGUUGGAGAAGACUCCCAGUCCAGUACCAUCGGAAACGGCUCCGUCGGAGAAGGCUUUCAGCCCAGUGCUGUCUGAAGAAGUCCCAUCGGAGAAGGCUCCCAGCCCAGUACCGUCUGAAAAGGCCGCAUCGGAAAAAGCACCCAGCCCAGUACCGGCUGAAAAGGCCCCGUCGGAGAAGGCAGCAAGCCCAGAACGGUCUGAAAAGGCUGCCAGCCUAGUACCGUCUGAAAAGGCCCCGUCGGAGAAGGCUACCACUCCAGUGCCGAUUGAAAAGGCCCCAUCGGAGCAGGCACCCAGCCCAGUGCUAUCUGAAAAGACACUGUUGGACAAGGCGCCCAGCCUAGUACCGUCUGAAAAGGCCCCGUUGGCGAAGGCUUCCAGUCCAGUACCAGCCGAAAAGGCCCCAUUGGAGAUGGCAUCCAGCCCAGUACUAUCUGAGGAGGCCCCAUCGGAGAAGAAGGCACCUAGCCCAGUACCGUCUGAAAAGGUGCCAUCGGAGAAGGCUCCCAGCCCAGUACCGUCGUUAUCAGAGAAGGCACCGUCUGAGAGAGCACUUAGUCCAUUAACUACUGGCAAAGCCACAUCAGAAAAGGUGCUAAGCCCUACACCAUCUGAGGAGACACCAAGCCCAGUGCCGUCUGACAAAGCGCCUAGCCACACAUUAUCAGAGAAGUCACCGUCGGAAAGGAAACGAAGCCUGGCACCAUCAGAAACGGCACCUAGCCCGGUACCAUCUGAAAGGGCUCCUAGCCCCACAUUAUCAGAGAAGACUCCUUCUGAAAGACCACCAAGUCUAGUCCCUUCGGAAAAGACACCUAGCCCUACACCAUCUGAUAUGGAUCCAUCGGAAAAAGCAUCAAGUCCUGCACCAUCAGACAGAGCUCCUAUAGAGAAAGCAAGAAGCCCAGGAACAUCUGAAAAAGAAACAAGCAUUGCGCCAUCAGAAAAGGCCUCUUCAGAGAAAGCAAUCAGUCCAAUACCAUCUGACGAGGCUUCGAGCCCAAAAUUGUCGGAUAAAGCACCAUCUGAGAGAGCACCCACUCUUGUUCCUACAGAGAAAAUGACAAGCCCCACGCCUUCAGAACCGGCCCUUUCAGAGAAAACAAUUAGUCCAAAACCAUCAGAGAAACUUCCAAGCUCAACAUUGUCGGAAAAGGCGCCUUCAGAAAAGGCACUCAGCCCAGAGCCAUCUGACAAAGCUCCGAGCCCCGCUCUAUCCGAUAAGGCGCCUUCUGAUAAAGCUCCUUCUGACAGAACUCCUUCUGAUAAGGCCCCAUCGCAAAAAGCUUCAAGCCCAGUACCAUCGGAGAAAGCACACAGUCCAGUAUCUUCUGACAAAGUGCCAAGCCCGACUCUAUUAGAAAAAGCGCCAACUUCGAGGGCAGGAAGCUUGAUUCUAUCAGAUAUUGCACCAAGCCCUACGCCAUCAGACAAAGCUCCAUCUGAAAAGGCAUCCAGCCCGGUACCAUCUGAGAAGUCCCUAUCUGAAGCGGCGUCCAGUCCAGCCCCAUCUGACAAGGCUCCAACUGCAAAGGCAACUAGCCCAGUACCAUCUGAAAAGACCCCGUCGGAAAAGGCCCCGUCAGAGAAAUCACUCAGUCCAGUACCGUGUGAUAAAGCUCCUAGCCCGAUUCUAUCGGAAAAAGCUCCGUCUUCGAGAGCAGGAAGCUUGAUUAUGUCAGACAUAGCUCCAAGCCCUACGCCAUCAGACAAAGCUCCUACUGACAAGGCCCCAUCAGAGAAGUCAUAUAGUCCAGUACCAUCGGAAAAAGCAUACAGUCCAGUACCGUCUGACAAAGAGCCGAGCCCGACUCCAUUAGAAAAUGUACCGACUUCGAGGGCAGGAAGCUUAAUUCUAUCAGAUACAGCUCCAAGCCCUACGCCAUCAGACAAAGCUGCAUCUGAAAAGGCAUCGAGCCCGGUAUCAUCUGAGAAGGCCCUAUCUGAAGCUGCGUCCAGUCCAGCCCCAUCUAAAAAGGCUCUCUCUGAAACGGCAUUAAGCCCUGUGCCUUCUGAAAAGGUCCUACCUGAGAAAGUGCACAGUCCAGAACCAUUUGACAAAUCGCUAAGUCCAACAUUAUCAGAAAAGGCGCCAUAUGCAAGGGCACCUAGCCCGGUUCCUUCUGACAAAGCUCCAUCGGAGAAAGUGCCUAGCCCGGUUCCUUCUGACAAGGCUUCAUCGGAGAAAGUGCCAAGCCCAGCUCCAUCUGAUAAGGUUCCAUUAGACAAGGCCCGAAGUCCGGUUCUAUCUGACAAAGCACCAAGUCCAACAUUAUCAGAAAAGACUCCAUCUGAAAGGCUACCCAGUCUAGUUCCAUCUGAAAAAGCUCUAAGUCUAGUACCAUCAGAGAAGGCUUCUUCAGAAAAAGUGCCAAGUCCGGCUCCAUCUGAUAAAGCUCCAUCAGAAAAAGCACAAAUCCCAGUGCCAUCUGACAAAGCUCCAUCUGAAAAAGCACCGAGCCCAGUACCUUCUGAAAAGGCGCCUAGUCCAACUUUAUCAGAAAAGGCUCCGUCUGAAAGAACACCAAGCUUAGUUUCGUCAGAAAAGGCACCUAGCCCUACAUUAUCAGAAAAGAGACCUAGCUUAGUGCUUUCUGAUAAAUCACCUAAGCCAACACCAUUUGAAAAAGUUACUUUUGAAGAUCAGGUAGAUAUUUAUGAUGAACCUGGCUCUCCUGAUCUAGUAGAUGAAGAUUUAACUGAACCAGGCGCAGAAAAGUUCAUGCUUACUAAUAUGUUGACACAAUUUGACGAUAAAGUUCACAAAACCGAUGCGAUUGCUUCUUCAAUUACGAAAGAAAAGACUAUCGAAGACAUUUUGAAGGAUAUGCCUUCCGAUAAACCGAUUGGUACGACAGAUAAAGUAGGUAAAUUGGAGCCUACUACGCCACCUGUUUCGCCAGAAACAAAGAAAACUGAUGACGCUACUAGCCCCUCUGAAAAAUCGGAACCAGCAAUUAUUCCCGAAAAACCUUCAUGUGAUGAUAUAUCAUUAACAGCUGAAAAAGAUAAAACUUCAAUUGUGACUGACAAAAUAUUAACAGAUAAAUAUCUAAGUACUUCUACGCUCGUGUCAGUUGAUGUACAACCUCCAAGUCCUGAGGUUCUCAGUGAUAGAUCGGAACAGGAAGAGACCACAAAGCAAAUUAAGUCAUCCCAGCACGCGACGCACUCUGAAGAGAUCCACGUUGAGAAAGAAUCCGUCGUUUCUAAGGAAAUGAAUGUACUCGAAUCAACUCUAUACACACAUAGAGAUGACCAUGAAGUAUCAACAGAUAAGGAUGGGAUAGUUGACGUAUUAGUAUCUGGUGUAAAAGGUAUAGGUCACAUUAUAAAAGAAUCGUUGGUCGAUGGAAUAGAUAAAAUCAUCAAAGAUGAUACUAAACCUGAUGAGGAUAAAAUUAUUGUAACGCCAGGGAAAGCACCAAGCCCUGUACCUUCUGACAAAGCAUCGGAAAAAGCACCAAGCCCAAUUUUAUCGGAAAAGGCACAUUCUGAAGAAGUAUCCAGUUUAGUGACAUCAGAAAAAGCACCAAGCCCCAAAGCCCCCUCUGAGAAGGCAUCUACUCCUGUACCAGCUGACAAGGCUCCUUCUGAGAAGGCACCCAGCCCCGCACCAUCAGACAAAGCUCCCUCUGAAAAGGCACAUAGUCCAACACCAUCUGACAAGGCUUCCUCGGAAAAAGCAAUCAGUCCAGCACCAUCUGACAAAUCUCACUCUGAGCAGGUACCCAGCCCAGUACCAUCGGACAAGGUUCCCUCGGAGACGGCACCCAGUCCUGUACCAUCUGGCAAAGCUCCCUCCAAGAAGGCACAUAGUCCAACACCGUCUGAGAAGGGUCCCUCGGAAAAAGCAGUCAGUCCAGCACCAUCUGACAAGGCUGCUUCUGAAAAAGAACCCAGUCCCGCACCAUCUGACGAAGCUCCCUCUGAAAAGGCACGUAGUCCAACUCCAUCUGACAAGGCUCCCUCAGAAAAGGCAAUUAGUCCAUUACCAUCUGACAAAACUCCCUCUGAGAAGGUAUAUAGCCCAACACCAUCUGCAAAGGCUCCCACGGAGAAAAGUGUUAGUCCAGUACCGUCUGACAUUAGUCCAGCGCCUACACAAAAACUUGACGGCAAAGCACCAAGUCCCAUUCCUCCUGAAAAGCCAACUAGCUUACCUCUAUUGGAUGUUAUUUGUACUGAAACAACAGAACAUGACAAACUACUAAAUCAAACUUCUGACGAAACGCCAUUUGAAAAGCCAAUCAGUCCAAUUGCGUCUGAAAAGGCAAAGAUCUGUAGUCCAAUGCCAUUUGAAAAAGUACCUUCUGAAGACGCACCUAGUCCAUGCGAGCAUAGCCCAGAGCCAUCUGAGAAUUCCACUAGUUCAAGUUUAGAGAAACGAACUUCUAUGACAUUAGAAAAGGCCCCUUCAGAGAAGGCCACAAGCCUAGUCACAUCUGACAAAGCUCCCUCUGAGAAAGCACCAAGCCCAAUACCAUCAGACAAAGGACCAAUGCCAGAACCAUCUGACACGACUCCUUCAGAGAAAGUGGUAAGCCAGGUCCCAUCUGACAAGGCUUCGCAAGAGAAAGCGGCAAGUCCGGCACCAUCAGACAAGGUCCCCUCGGAAAAAGCGUCGAGCCCCGUACCAUCAGACAUGGCUCCAUUGGAGAAGGCACCUAGCCCAGUACCAUCGGAAAAGGCAUCCAGUUCAGUACCAUCGGCACCAUCUUCAAGAGCAACAACUUUAGUGCCCCCGGAAAUGACUCCAUCUGAAAAUGUACCUAGUCCUGCACCGUCAGAUCAAGAAUCUGAAAUGGCAAUAAGCCCUACACCGUCUGAAGAGGCACCAUCCGAAAAGGCGCCUAGCUUGGUACCAGCUGACAAAGCAUCUAGCCGUGUACUAUCUGAUAAGGUUUCUAGCCCUGCGCAAUCGGCGCCAUCUUCAAGAGCAGCUAGCUUAGUGCCAUCGGAACAAACUCCAUCUGAGAAAGCUUCAAGCCCGGCACCAUCUGACAAGGCUCCCUCUGAGAAGGCGGCAAGCCCAGUACCAUCAGACAAGGAUCCCUCAGAGAAAGCGCCAAGCCCGGUACCAUCUGACAAGGCUCCCUUAGAGGAAGCUCCAAGCCUAGUACCAUCUGACAAGGAUCCCUCAGAGAAAGCGCCAAGCCCGGUACCAUCUGACAAGGCUCCCUCAGAGAAAACGGCAAGCCCGGUACCAUCUGACAAGGCGCCAAGUCCUGCUCCGUCUGAUAAAGCUCCAUCAGAAUCUCUAUCUGAAAAACCAGACACACACACAGCACAGCACAGCACAGUGCCUUCGGACAAAGCGCCUAGCCCUGAACCGUCUGAAAAGGCUUCAGAGAAAUUAGUAAGCCCAGAUCCUUCUGCUAAGGCUUCCUCUGAAAAGGCGUUUAGCCCAGUACCAUCUGAGAAGGCCCCUAGCCCAGUACCGUCACCGCCUUCUUCGAGAGCAGCUAGCUUGGUUCCAUCAGAGAAAGCCAUAAGUCCGGUAUCUGACAAGGUCCUGUCGGAUAAGGCACUUUCAGAAAAGGCACUAAGCCCUACACCGUCUCAAAAGGCACCUUUAGAGAAAUCACACAGCCCUGUACCAUCUGACAAAGCUCUAUCAGAGAAGGCCCCUAGCCCGGUACCUUCCAAUGAGGCCCCAUCGGAUAAAGCACCUUCAGAGAAGGUACCUAGCCCAGUACCUUCAGACAAAGCAGAUAAAGCUCCAUCGGAAGUUUUAUCUCAGAAAGCCCUUAGCUCAGUACCAACGGAUAAAGCGCCUAGCCCUCCUCCGUCUGAUAAAGCACCUUCAGAAAAGGCACUAAGCCCUACACCAUCUGAAAAAGCACUUUCAGAGAAAGCUCCCAGCCCAGUAAUAUCUGACAAGGCACCAUCAGAGAAGGCUUCCAGUCCGGUACCGUCUGACAAGGCUCCGUCAGAGAAGGCUUUCAGCCCAAUACCAUCAGAUGAGGCUCCAUUAGAGAAGGCUUCCAGCCCGGUACCAUCUGUCAAAGCUCCAUCAGAGAACACUCCCAGCCCAGCACCAUCUGACAAGGCUCCAUCAGAGAAGGCUUCCGGCCCGGAUCCAUCUGGAAAGGCACCUUCAGAAAAAGCAGUCAGCCCUGUGCCUUCUGACAAAGCUCUUUCAGAUACACACAGCCCAGUACCGUUGGAUAAAGCACCAUCGGAAAAGGCAUUAAGUCCCACACCAUCUGAGAAGGCGCCUUUGGAAAAGGCACAAAGUCCAGUACCAUCAGAGAAAGCCCCAUCAGAGAAGGCUCCAGGCCCUGUACCAUCUGACAAACAACUGGCUCCUUCAGAAAAAGCAGUGAGCCCAACGCCAUUGGAAAAAGCGCCAUCUUCAAGAGCUGGUAGCUUGGCCUCAUCAGAAAUAGCUCCAAGUCCGGUACCAUCUGACAAGGCGCCUUCAGAAAAGGUACCAAGUCCUGCACUAUCUGACAAGACCUCAUCAUUUGAUCACGCAUCUAUUCCAACAGUUUCAACUAAAUCAGACAAACUCGUCGAAGAAACUAUUUGCUCGACAAGCGUGCAAAAUCUGGAGGGUAUCGUAUCCAGUGCUGUGAUACAAGAACUAAUUGAUCCAGCUCUUGAUAAGUUGAUUGCUGACAUUGGUAAACCCACAGACAAGGCUGACAAGUUCCCUGAGAAAGCCGCUAGUCCGGUACCGUCAAACAAGGUGCCAAGUCCAACUCCAUCAGAUAAGGCAACUGAAAAGGCACCUAGCCCUACACUAUCGGAGAAAGCACCAUCUAAACGAGCACCCAGCUUAGUUCCUUCAGAAAAGGCACUUAGUCCAACACCCUCUGAUAAAGCGGGUAGCCCAGUACCAUCUGAUAAAGUCUCAUCUGAAAAGGCAAUCAGUCUGACGCCGUCUGAUCAGAUCCUAUCAGAAAAGGCACGACUUGAUCUGGCAUCGAGUCCAUUACCGUUGCACAGUGAAAAGGAUGUAGCGGAUAAAAAGAUUGUUACUCCUGAUAAAUCUCGAAAAUUUGACAUUGAAACAUCAGUUGACACUACUCCAAGUACUGAUAAGUCGGAAGAAACAAUUAUUAGCUCUUCUGAAAAAGUAGACGAAGAAAAGCCAUUUACCGCGUCAGAAACAAAAUCGCUUUUGACUGAAGUAGGCAAAGAAGCCAAAGUUUCUGGAAAGGAAACAAAGGAAAUGACAGCUGACGAAAAAGAUGUAGAUGAGAAGGAUAAGGCAGUUAAAAUCAUAAAAAUUGAAUCUACGUCGGAAUCAAAACUGACAUCUGAAACAGAUAAAGAACAUACAGUUGAAAGCAUUAGCCAUGUAACAGAAUCUGAUGAAAGUUACUCUAGUAUGGAGUCUAGGAAAGAUUUACACGAAGACCGAUUAAUUAGUGGGAGUAAGCAAACAUUGCAAACUGACAAGUUUUCAAAACACGAGUCCUCCUUACACGAAAUAAGUCAUAAAUCAACUAGCGAAGAAACUAAAUCUCAUUCUAUCAAAAAGAGAUCAAUAGAGCAUGAAAAGCUAAGAGAUGCAUCAGAUAAAUUAUCAUCAAUGUCUACAAUUGAUAGUGGCGUAGACAGAGAUAGUAUGACAUUGCAUGAUUCAUCGGAAGACGUAUCCAAAGAAGUUAGCUUAGAAGAAAAAUACAGUUUCGAAACCACCGAAAAAGACAAACGAUCUAAAAUGUUUUCUGAUUCUGAAACAUUACAAUCUAUCAGUAGCAGUAGAUUCAGCAGAUUUAGCGACGAACCUUAUACAUCUACAUUAAAAGAAAUGGAAGUGUCUAAAACAGUACCUGACUCUACAAGAACAGAGUUGGGAUCUCCAAAAGACGAAAUACCUCUUUCGGAAGCAUCAGAUUCUGGAGUCCAUAGCAUUCCUUUGGACAUUGAUCAGUUGAUGUCGAAAGGUGAUGGUCUAACGCACAUUAAAGACGAUGCUAUGCAGCUAAUGGCAUCGAUUCAUAAGGCAUUUAGUGAUGACACAGUACAACAAGGAAUUAAGACCGAGGGAAUGGAAUCUUUACUAGUUUAUUCCGAGGGUGAUAGAGUUUCUACACCACCUACAGUACCUGUUAGCCCGUUACCAAAAACUCCCAGCAGUUUUCAAGAUAUCAAAGUAAGUGAAGGCGUUCAAAGCGAAGUUACUUACGAUAAAUCUGAUGGCACCGAAGAAACAAUAACUAAAGUAGUUCAUGUAGGCGAAGACGUAUUGACUCAAAGGAUUUCAACGUCCACUGAGAAAGUACCGAAACCGAUUAAGGAUUCAGCAGCGGAGAGUGAAUCAGAUCUAAUGUCUCUUAUGCAAAACAUGGGUAAAAUAAAGACGGAAACUGAUACUGUUACCAAAAUCAUCAAAGAAGGUGAGAAUGUUGUAACUCAAACAAUUACUACUGUGACGACUAAAGAAGUGAUUUCUAGGGAAGAUGGUACACCACAAAAUAUUAAGACAACCAUAGAAACAACAACACUGAGCAAGGGAUCAGAUGGUUCAACUAUCACUACGACAGAUACUCAAACUUUACUGUCGGAAUGUUCUUCCAGUCUUAAAUCUACCUCACAAAUGGAUUUAUAUGCCAAAGAUAGUAGAAUAGAUAAACUCUACCUCGAAAGUGAUAAGUCUGAAACUGAAACGAGUAGCCAAACUAAAGAAACUAGAAAAGAGGAGUCUUCCGUAACCUCUGAUUUGCCCGCUCAAGUUCAAUAUAUUUCGGAAUCAGAUGAAUCUGACGAUGACGUUGAAACAACUACUAUAGAUACUGACGUAAGCAAACGAAUAGUAAAGGAAAAUAAUGUUGAUAUUAUGGAAACUGUCACUACUGUUACCAAAAAAGAAACGCUAAAAGUUAAUGAAACCAAGAAAAUACGAACAACAGUUGAAACUACUAUUACCAAAGAACGCCCCGAUGGUACUAAAGAUGUACAAAGAAAUGUAGAAGUGAAAACUGAGGAGCCAGUUGCAGAUACAAGCAAUAUAGAACAAGCUCUUAGUAGUUUAUCUAUUCUUGGAGAACCCGAAGUAACAGAAUCAAUUGAUUCUGAAGAAGUUAAACAGGAUACAUUUAUUAUCAAGCGAGUUAUAGUCACCAAAGUUAUUAAAACGACGUAUGCAGAUAGCCAUGGAACUCCAAGGAAAUUGAAAACUGUUACAACUAUAACUACUACAGACAGUUACCCCGACGGUUCUUCUCGUACUAAAGUAGAUGGCAGUACAUCUAUUACAGAUAUAGAAGUUGAAGAAGUAGUCGAUUCACCUGAUCUUACAGAUUACACGGUAGUUGAUAAGUCAAUUACUGUAGACAAACAGGAGAAAAGUAUCGUCAGAAAUGAGAAAAGUGUAUUGCAAGUUAUAACAACAACGACUACUAAAGAAAUUUUGUCAUCUGAGGACAAAGGUAGGAAAAAAGUCAAAACUACAGUUGAAAUUGUGACUGAGACUCAUUUACCUAAUGGUGUUACAGAAAUCACUAAAGAGGUAAGGGUCUCUGUAUCUGAUUAUGAGCUAGAAUCAACUGAUGAGGAAACCGAAAACUACGAACAAAUUGGGAAGCCAUUAGAAGAUGUAACUACGGCAGUCGAAAAUGUUACAGACAAUGGAAUAACUAUUAAACGUAAAACAACCGUCACAACUAUUAAAGAAGAAUUCCAUAAUAAGGAGAAGAACGUCAAAAGAAUUAAGACUACUGUAAUUACUAGAAUUGAAGAUGAACACCCUGAUGGCUCUGUGAUUACGAAAACAAGUGAAAAAGUGUCUAUCAUUGAGGAAAAUCUGGAAACUAUUCAAGUAACAACAGUUCAAGGCUUAAGCGAGAGUGUGCCCAUAGACACUACUGAUGAAAUGAGUGAUAGUGGCCAAGUAGAAGCUAUACUAUCAGAGUUGUCUCUAGUAGGUGAGCCUGAAGAAACGGAGUCUACAGAAACAGAGGAAAUAAAAGAGAAAAACUUAGUUAUAAAGAGAACAGUUGUUACCAGAAUUGUUAAAACAAAAUACUCCAACAGUCAUGGAGUAAUAAAGAAAAUCAAAACUGUAACGACUGUCACAACAACUGAUCGAUAUCCUGAUGGAUCUGCAAAAACCACGGUAGAUGUAAACACGGCCAUAAACGAUAUCGAAACAGAUGCUCCUCAAGUAGACCUCACAGAUUUCCCUCAAGUAGAAGAUAAAUCAGUAAAUGUCGAUACGAAGGAGACAAUAGUGAUGCGAGAUGGAAAACAAGUGAAACAAAUCAUCACCACUACCACUACUAAAGAAAUAUUGGCAUCGUCUGAUGGAUCGAAGAAGAAAAUUAGGACAACCGUUGAAGUACUCACCAAAACUAAGCUUCCAAAUGGAACUACCGAAGUUUCUAAAGACGUCAAGCUUUCUGUUGCCGACUACAGUACUGAAACCUUUGACGAACAUCUAGGAGGUUUUACUCCUGUUGGAAAGCCGGACGAGCACACAAGUUCAGAAACUGAAGAAGUUACCGAAAAUGGCGUUUUUAUUGUGAGGAAAACCACCAUUACUACCAUUAGGCAAGAAUUUGAGAAUGCUGAGACGUAUUCUAGGAAAGUUAAGACUACUAUUAGAACAGUUAUAGAAGAUGAACACCCCGAUGGAACAGUAGUAACUAAAAAGAGUGAAAAAAUAUCGAUUGCCGACGUUUUCCUUAAAACGCCACAGCCAACUCAAGAUGACGCAGAAAUAACGGACACAUAUAUAGAUGAUUCUGAGAUUGUAGAAGAUACGACUGAAGAAUCAGAUGUUAAGAAUGAAGAAAUCAAGCAAGGAACAGUAACAAUUCAACGUACAAUCACAACUAAAACUAAGAAAGAAACACUGGCCAGUGCAGAUAAGAGCAUAAAACGAGUAAGAACAACCGUAGAAACGGUAACUGUCGACGAAUAUCCCGAUGGUUCCACAGAAACUACAAAAGAUGUCAAGAUUACUAUUUCAGAAUUCCAGAAAACAUCAGAUAGUGAUUUACAGGCAGCUUUACAAGGGCUCCAUUCCACUGGCAAAAUUAAAACUUCAGUAGAUAAAAAGACAAAUAUCGUUACUGAGCAUGGACGUAAAGUUACUCAAACAGUCACCAGAUAUGUGACGAAAGAAGAAUUAAAGAACAACGAAACUAAUGAGAUUGCAGUCAAAACUGUUACAGAAACAUUGACAGAAAAUGCUCAGGAAGAUGGCUCAGUCGAAACGACGAAGGAUGUAAGAACUCAAAUAACUUAUCUGCCUAUAGGAACUGGGCUUGACGACUGGACACCAGAAGAAUUAGAAGAAAUUGAAAAGCAACCUGUAUCAGAGGCAAAACCAACUCUUGAAAAUUUACCCUUGGCGCAAAAGGAAGAACCAAAGCCUGAAACCAAGCCGAAGAAACAGCGAUCUCCCGUAGGUGAAAUAACUACUGACACAGAUACGUAUACAAAAGUUAUUAAGGAGGGAGAUAAUGAAAUAACUCAAACUAUAACCGUAGUAACUACCAAAGAGGUUAUUAGCCCUGAAAAGAUGAAGGUCACAGUUGAAACGACGACGGUAAGCAAAGGCAGCGACGGUGUGACAAAAACGACUAAAUCAACUAAAACCACAAUUUCAGAAAUCAAAGAAGAAUAUGAAGAAAUAAUAGACCGAGGAGAAAGUGAAAAGUCGUUCUCAAAACUAUCUUCGAAGACGGGUGAUAUGCGCAGUUCAUCUGCAGCUAGUGACGAUUUGGAUCACGCGGGGCUUUCAUCACCACCGUCAGAUAUUAGCUCUAGAGGGUCAAGGGCAGCUGCCCAAGUUUGGGGAACAACAGAAAGUAGCGGCAUGUACUACAGUGACGAUGACGGACCUGGCAGCCCAAGUAGUACAAAGUCACAAGUAGCACACUCACCCAGGUCAAACCUCAGUUUUGAAUUAGACACAAAACAUCAAGAAUUAAACGAAGAAAUGGUACUCGAAAAGCAUUACAGUACUACGACUGAUCCUAUGUCAACAUCGAUCUAUGGUCAGUUACCUGAAGAUGAUUCCUGCACAUCUUCUAGUCACUCGGAGAUAAAAACUGAAUUGCAUACGAUUGAGAAACCUUUAUCCAAAUUAACUGAAGAUUUUUUGACUCAUGAAAAACUAAAAUCUGAAGUAACACAGCGAAUAGUAAAAUCUGAUGUUACUUUCCUGAGGGAGGCAGACGAACAUUUCGAAAAGGCAAUAGAAGAGCACAAAAAAGUUAGUGGAUCAGAAGUAAUUUCUAAUAUUACCGCUAAAUAUGAACUAGGUGAAGAAAGUCACUCGAGUAUUUCACAAACUAAGUCAUCAAAGGAAGAAACUAUAACGUUGAAAGACCUUAAAUCCGAAGUAAAGAAAACUGAAACAUCUACCUCUAGUUCCAAACAAGAAUCUAGAACAGAAAAGCACGAAUUCAGCAGCGAAAGUAAAUCUAAAGACCCAAUAGAGUCAUGGGGCAAGCCUUUAGGUUUACCUAGUCCUAUUAUGCCACCUGUGGACGGUAAGAGCACUCCAAAGAAACAAGCUAGCUCAGUUGCGAACAAGAAUAAGCUCAACCAAGAGAAGAGUAAAGAGGCCAAGAGUAGGAUAACGGAGUCUCCCAGUAAGAAGAAGGCAGUAGCUCCAGUUUACAUGGAGCUGACGUAUGUGCCUCAUCACGGAAACUCCUACUACUCAGCCAUGGAGUUCUUCAAACGAGUGCGCGCGAGGUACUACGUGUUCUCGGGUACUGAGCCGUCAAAGGAGAUUUACAAUGCCUUGUUAGACGCGAAGAAGACAUGGGAAGACAAAGAUUUGGAAGUGACGAUAAUCCCGACCUACGACACCGACGUCCUCGGCUACUGGGUAACAGAGAACGAGGAGGCCCUUGAGAAGUACAAGAUCGACCUCUCGCCCUCCGCCUCCCGCUGCACCAUCAACCUUCAGGACCACGAGACCUCCUGCGCGGCCUAUAGACUCGAGUUCUAGGUGUCGGGUCUAUUUGUGGCGUUCUCAUCCAAGAAGUGAGCCCCAACCACAGCCGGCGCGGGGAAAAACGGAGGCAGAGUAUAGCGCCGCGCUCCGAGCCCACUACUUCGAAUGAGACGCUUGCAAAUAGUAACCCCAAUGACUUUGUGAUAUUUGAAUGCAAUCAAGAGACUGCAGAAGAGUUUGAUAAAAUCAUAGUUAUAGUGCUGUGGCGUGCCGAACAACGGGCCGAGUCCUUAACCGCAUCCAAUUUUUGAAAGUCAAUACCAAAUUCUCGACCUAAGAACAGAAACGUCCAUUUUUUUCUAAACUGUUUUCUAGUAGCUUCAUCGAUAACAGUACAUGCCAUUUAAAAUAUAUUUCUGACGAUAUUUUUGAAUUUGGUCUAUACAAUCGGUAGUGCUUUUAUACACGAUAUUUAGCGUAACCAGUCCAUAUUGUUUAGCCGAAAUCCGCUUGUGCGAAUAUCAAAAUUUUUGACAAAUUAUUUUGCUAUCGCAUUUGUGAAAUUUUAAUAGUUGUACAAACUUAGCUUGCACGCCAAUUUAAGUUAAGGCUUGACAUGGACGUCAGGAUGCGUCGACGAUCGACAAGUACCUUAAUUAGAAUGAAAUUUUAAAUAAAACGUAUUAACUGUCUUAAAAAGACGAUUAAAGAUUUGAGGCUAGAUUUAGUACUAGCCACAUGUAAUAAUUGUUAGUCGUGAAUCAAACACUAUUGUUACGUCGGGGUGACGAGGAGGCGCGGCCGACCUGAUCUAUUUUUAAGAUUUCCAGCCACUGUUUUUCACUCGAGCUUUGCGAUGAAUGACUGACUCGACAAGCCGCUGAGCACAAAGCAUUUUAUAUUGGAACAAGCGUUGAUUGUUUGGAAAAAUCCUGCGUUUCCAAACUUUCCUCGCUUGUUGUCGGUAUAGCGGCUGUCACCCUGCCUUCCUUUCGCUUUAGUUCAGAUUUUUUACCGAUCAAUGCCUUCCGCGCAAAGAAUGAUACUCGUUUGCUUUAAGGAAUUAGAUUCAGAGUUUGAAUGGACCACAAUCGCGGAAGGCGUUCGAUAGAAUAUAUCCUUUAUCAGCCGCUCCCGUCACCCCUGACACCAGUGAGCCUAAAUCGUUAGGUAGAGAGCUUAACCCAUUAUAAAGUAAAUGUUUUAGUAGGACUAUUACAAAUUGAACACUCUAUUUACCUUUGUUUGUGAUUUGCUUGUUGUGCCGAAGUUUGACUGUGACAUAGUUAUAACGAUGUUAUACUUUCGAAGUCAACCGUGAUAGUUGAAUCUCUUGCGUUAAAAUUUUAUUGGCGAUUUUUUGGCCUAUCGUUUACAAAUUUCUAGUCGAGAUCCAAAUAUCUAAGAAGGUAGUUGUUAUUUUGUUCCUAAGGCCCUUCAUUCUUGCCGAGCACAUUUGAAACAACAUUAAGAUUUUGUCAUGAAAGGAGUUUAAAUGUUCUCGGCAAGACUGGAUCAAGCCGUUGAGUUCUAGCGUUUCUAAAACCGUUUCCAAAACGAAAUCCUCAUGUAAUUAUAGUAACUACCUUUAAAAUAACUCCAUUAGAUUAUUUUUCAAUUACCGCAUGUCGGAUGUGUGCGAAUGUGAUAGGUAUGAACUAAUGAACUCAUCAUUAUUUUACCAUCUAGAUAUAAGCUGUCAGCUUCCCGAGGUCCGAUGUACCUUCUUUACCUUAAUAAUAGUAAAAACUAAAUCUGUUCUUUGUUUGUUAAACACUAUAAAUGUUUACCCAACGCCUACCCACUGCCUUGCAACGGCCCGAUAUGAUCGAGUGUGUAUUUAUGAAGGGGACUUUUUUAUUUUAAGACUUGAUGAAUGAAGAUUUUCAGUCAAUUAAUUUUAAGUCAUCCAUAGUAUUAAGCCGAUCGAAACACCGUUGUCGCUUACUUUGCUAACCUCUAAUAGUGGAUAUAGAAAGAAAGCACCAGCACAAUCUAACAAAAAAAUAAAAGAAUACAUUUAAAAAAUGCUAUUAAAAAGUUUACAUCUUCAAAUUCAUAGGAGGUAGAUCAAGACAAUGACAAAACUAUUGUUAAUGAUGUUUCAACUUAUGUCAUUGAAGAUGGAAACAGGUAAUAUAAAGAAUGGUACUCUAUAUUUAUUUUUUGUGUUGAAAGUUUUCUUUAAGGUUUAUGAUAUCGGUAUAUGUGUUUGUGUGUCGGUUGAUGUGAGCACAAUAUUGUUUUCUGUGAGUUUAUGCUAAGUAGGGGACUAAACAGGGACAUGGAUGGUCAUACCUUAGUUCGUCGUAUUAAAGAUCAUAAGGCGAAUCUGCUUCAUAGUUAUUGUAUUGUUUCUAGGCUUCCCAGCCUUGAUUGCUAUUCUUUUAAUAUUUCUUCAAAAUUAAAACCUAUCUUACGACCUCUGACUUAGAGGUGACUGUUUAAAAUCGAAUGUCAAAACAAACUGGCCGGAUCAUUGCUGAAAAACCAGCAUACUUUGAGUAUGCUGAUAAUAUAAUAGCAAAUUAAAGAAAUUUAAAAGAAUAUCAAUCAGCUUAAGCUAGGCGAAAGCCUGGCCCAAAAUAUUGUAUUUUAUAGCUAGAACUUUAACUAAUUAAUGCAUACUAUUAGAAAUAAUAAAAUGUUAUUUAAAAUAAGAUUGUAUCAGCUUAGUGAACAUCAAUAGCUCUGGUAAAUAAAUCAUUAUUGAAAUUAUUAAAUGUUGUUAUUCUUUCGGCUGGUGGAUUGUCGGCUUGUAUUGGAUUGUAUUAUUUUAUCGGGCAGAUGUCCAAUAAGUAUAAGGAAAUAUUAUGUAUUGAUCCAAAAAUGUCAACACCAGUCCAAUGCUAAAUGACAAUGGCCAAUAAACAUUUAUGACAUAUUUACCUGGCACGUUGAGCACCAUACCUUUGCACCAAACAUUUUGUACACAUUUUCCCUAAAUUCUCAAUUUAUAUAAAAAUACUUGUGACUCUUUAUGGAGGAAAUAUUAUUGAGAGCUCUCGAAUUUAUGAAGUUGACAGUAAAUUGUGUCAUAAAGAGUUUAGUGACAUUGACAUGAUCGUUAAGGCAAGUACUGAGCUUAUUCCAAACUAAAUCAGAUCUAUUGACAUAUGAAUUCUACUGAAUUAUUAAUGAACGCUACUCCUAAGAACGUGACAUUUGUCAAAAGAUCAAUGUUCAUGCGCCUACGCCGAUUUAAUCCGCAAAUUUAUAUAUUCAACACGUUGCUAUUACCAACCAACAGGCGUUUUAUGAUAGUUAAGUACUUGUCUUUAUAACAUAAUAUAUUUACAAACCUAAUUUUGCUAUAGAUUUUAUUUGUACAGACAAUAAAAUGGUCGGUUUAAAUUGUGGAACUCAAACCAAAAAUUCACAUAAACACAGUAUUUUGAUCACAUAUUAAAGUAUUACAAUUUUCUUAAAAAGUACUUAACAAGUUAAUUCUUGGAGAUGAACUUUUGACAAGGCGACUAGACUUCGUCUUAUCUAAAAUACAAAAAAACUAAAUGCCACAGUUUAAAUCUCCAACAACAUGAGAAGAAAAGAAGCUAGCUUCACUUUAUUUAACUAGACUACUUCAACUUAACUGUUAUUUUCGUAUUGUGUAGAUCUAAAUUGCUAACGGAAAUUCCAAAAGAGUUUGUGCAAAAAGUGAUUUUUUUGAACAAACUAUUGAAAAAUGCUCUAGAUAACAAUAUGAGUAACUGAGUAAGUAAGGCUAGUUUUAGUGUCGCGCUGACCGUCGUCGUACAGAGCGAACCGCACCGGACCAAUAUGUAUUAAGUUGAGGGAGCGUUUUAGAGUAAAGCUGACGGGUCAGCGCGGACAUGAACUUAAUACAAUAGGGGAUACGUAAAUUCUGCCUCUAGCACAUACUGAGGGCCUACCGCGAAACACGAAAAUCGAAGCAUAUUCGAGCGAUGAAGAGGCAGAUAACAAAAUUUCUAAUAAAGAAACCGCCUUGAUGCAUCAGUGUGAUAGUGAAAACUUCUCAAAACUGUUUUAGGCAUAGCAUGUAUAAGUUACCCUAUGGUUUAGAAUAUUUUAUAUGAUAGUGCUGCUUUCUGGCGACAGGACAUUGCAGUAAUUCCCUAUUGGUUGGUGUGACACUGAAACUAGCCUAAUUCCUAAAAGCUAAGAAGAGUAAGAAAACUAAAACAAUAAUUGACAAUCGCAAAAGUCGUAGAGUCCGUCUAAGUUAACUUUACAGUGUCUUGAACAGAGCAAAGUGAGGGCGUGUCAUUAUAAACGUCCUAUUUUCAUAGAAAUUUGACAUACAUGAUGACUUUCCCACACUUUGUCAUUGCAAAUGCCGUGCAUAGUUAGCUUGAUCCGACACUGAUAAUUAAAUUACUUUUGGUUUGUUAUACUUCGGCGGCCGAUCGUAUGUUCAGGCAGAUCGUGAAAUUCCUAGGCAUAUCAUGAAACAUGAGAAUCUUUGUCUCGUUCCGAGUCGACGGAGCCCCGCGUGACUAUAUUUCGGGGCAGUUUGCUCUUCGGGCAUCUGAAGCAACCUAACAAACCUAUCCUACCUAUCUAUUGAUUAAAUGUGACUACCGUCAAAACUUUACACAGGAACUUCACGAUCUGCCUGAUCUUACGAUCGGCCGCCGACAUAUACAAGCUAGUCUCUUUUAUUCUAAUGUUGGCUAAAUAUUCAGUAUACUUUAUGGACGGAAUUGUGUUAGAAAGUAAUGUUGUUGGUGAGUUGGAUGCAUAUCCAAGGUUCGGCGGUGUUCACAUUAGACUCGGAUCCGCACGCCGCUCCGGUGUGCGAGCGGGACGUCGAUAUAUACGUGUAUAGCGUUAGCUCGCUCACACACCGUUGUGACGGGCGGGUCUACAACAGUGUGAUAACCGUGUUAUAGUUGCUCGCCGCGUACAAUUCAAUUUUGAGGUCUAUAAUUUGAAAAUAAAUUGUUCGAAAAGGGGUAAGAAAAAAAUGUGAUAAGUUUUUUCGAAAAUAUUGAAAAAAAAAUUGUUAUUUCUAUUCGUUGGUGUUGGUAUGUAAACCUACUUUCUUAUUAAAAAAAAAAACGGAACAUUUGCGAGUAACACUUGCCCGCCGUGGGUUCAGUACAAAUUGAACUAUUUUUUUAUUUAAUUUGUUUACAAAUUUAUUGUUUUGAGAUUUUUCCCUAUACUUGUUUUGUAAGAUGAUAUUACAUCCCUUUCCCUUGAGAGUGCCGAAAUAUACGUCUUUUGCGGCAUAAGUGGCCGUAUCUUUUUUUACGUUAACUUAGAUUUUUUUUGUAGCUUCAAGGGACUGUAGAGAUGAGUAAGUAUAUGGUUUUAAUUUCAACUCGAUACCUCCACGCGUUCCCGCGAUAAAGGGUCUUGACAGACAGACAGAAGGACGGACGGACAACGGAGUGAUUCUAUAAGGUUUCCAAUUUUUCCUUUUAGGGUACGGAAACCUAUAAGUUUUAUGAAAAUUUUGAGAUUUUUUGUAUAAAACAUCUCAAAACUAAUUUUUAUUUACAUUAUAGAAAGCAUAUGUACUGGACUAAUUCAUAUAAAAAAAUGUUUUUUAAUCAAUUAGACAACAACAACAUUUUUUUAAAUCAAUUAGUCCUCUUAUUAUGAAUAUAAAUAGCAAAAUUUACACAAUAAACAAUCCUACACAUUCUUUUACGCGUAAAACCCCCAAAAUAUCACUUUACUAAAGUUAUAUUGAACUGAAUCAUAUGAUGUUGAAAUUGACUUGUAACGGCGGACAACAUAGUUGGUAAGAAUGCUUUUGUGGUGCUAACAACGGGUGGUAGGCGUAAUUAAUGAUUUAGAGCUAUAACGGUGAUGAGGUGGUGAUGACGAUGGUAAUGAUAGUGAUGAUUGUAUUGAUGAUGAAAACUGCGUUGAUGGUGGGCAGGCUAACGUUUCUGAUGAAAUAGUAAUAGUUGAUGAAUUUUCCAACAUUUUAGACAAAACGUGGGAAAAAGUUCAUAUUUUUCUGCAUUAUUAAAUUAACAAAAUAUAGAUUAUGUCGUCCGAAAUAAAUGUUUUUUUUUUAUUGUGUACGAAAAAUAGCCAAAAAUACGUAAAAUAAAUAGCAGUUGUUAAAUGGUUCUACUAACCAAGUAAGGUAAAAUUUUCUAGAAGCUGCUCUCUAGUACAGUCAGCCAAGAAAGUGAUUUACCACUUUUUGACUCUAUUACUUGACAAAUAAAGUCGAAAAGUGGUAAACCACUUUCUUGGCUGACUGUACCUGCCCUUACUGAUACAUUAAAAAUAAUAAUAUCCACCAUGUAAAUUAUAUUACUAAAAUAACAGUGCUGAAUAUAUGGACGUUUAACCAUAGAAAGGAAAAUAAAUUUGAAUGGUUUGGGAUGGGAAUAAGUUGAUAAUGAUAAAGUAGGUACUUUGAAAGUUAUCAUCACAUCACCGUUUAGAUUAUCAACACGCUUAAUGGUUAGACUGAUGCGUUACAUCGCUUUCGUUACAGCCGUUUUGAGGAGACAUCAAAGAUGCUGAUUUCUAUGUUUUGUGUCAAUUUGAUGUCAUGCACAGAUUUUCAUUAUACUAAUACUCAUAUUUUUUGACUUGUGUAGUUUGUUUUACUACAUGUUAAUGAUUUUUUGUUGUGUAUCUGAGCACAGUCAGAAUCAAUAGUAGCUGAUGAGGCUUCCGUUCAAAAGUAUCUACUAUUAUCUUACAAAGUAUUGUAAUCGUGAUAGAGUAUCGCAGAUACGUUAGCAAAAGUUGUAGAGAUACCGAUACCUUUGAUAUGACGCGUUGUUUUGUACUAACGGCCCGAUUCAAAGUAUGAUUGACACGUUUAAGAUCUUGGGAAGAUCUUUAAAAGAUCGAUAACUAAACGACAUGUCAAAAUUUACGUUUAUUUUGAUUCAGCUGAUCUCCCAAUAAGAUCUAUCUAAGAUAUUCCUAACGUCAAUGUGACAUUGAUUGCCUAUAUUGAGCUGCUUCUGUCAAUUAUAGGACUAACAAACGAUAUCUAAAUGAGAACUUAUCGUUAACGUAUCUCAUUCUUCGAAUGUCGUAACGCUACUAAUAAUGUUGAACUGUAAAAAGCGAUAGAUAACUUUUUUUUUAAUUAAAGAAUAUUACUAUAUGAAUUAAAACUAUUAAAUGAGUUAAUUUAUAAGUGAAUUUAAUUUAUAGUUAACCUUGUUUUUUUUUUAAAUUAAAAAAAAAUAACAGCAUAAAAUACCUUGACACAAAACAAAAAUGAAAUGGCAUACUUCGUGACAAAACUCUUAAAAUAAUGUUUAAUAAUUGUAAUAAUGAUAUGUGGAUCUAGGUAUUUGUAAUGAUUAUAUGUAAAUUUAAAAUUAAAUCAUUAAUUGUAUCAGUCGUGUCGCUACCCCCAUUCGGCGUGUUUGAUGGAAGUGUAAGAGUCAUUAAUGAAAUAAAAAAAAUAAA